Molecule: messenger RNA, 3809 nt
Organism: Spirometra erinaceieuropaei
Lineage: Eukaryota; Metazoa; Platyhelminthes; Cestoda; Diphyllobothriidea; Diphyllobothriidae
Source: the annotation of a GenBank genome assembly
AUGCCAUGUGAUGUUCUUCUUAAGCGAAUCGGAGAGAUCAACCAGGUUUAUACCCAGUCCGCCGAAAUGCGUCCCCUUGGUUGCGCCAUGAUGGCUAUUUCCUAUGAUGAGGAACUCCAAUGUGCUCAGCUUUUUAAAACGGACCCAAGCGGCUUCGUUGCUGGCCAUAAAGCUGCAUCAGUGGGCACGAAGCAAAUUGAGGCAAAAAAUUAUCUUGAAAAAAAGGUAAACUUUCCGGAAAGUAUGUAUCAUCCAAUUAUUGCAGUCAGUGAGCUUCAUAUGAUAUUUAAGUCCUAUUGUUAUAUUUGUAUGGUGUUUUCACUUCUCGACGCUUUUGUGAUUUGCGUUUGAGGGUCUGCGUGGCAGGCUGGUUGUAGUCUGCCUGCGUGCGAUUUGUUCAAUUACCUUUUCAUGCACCAACGUAGUUUUGCUUGAACAACAUGGACGGUGAAGUCCCGAGCGGGUUUAGACGGCAUUCAUGGUACUUAUGACCUUUUUAAUGGGAAAACCUAGUUUUACGUGUUUAAAUUUCGCUAUCGAUCUAACUCCCAAGUUGUCCGUUCAGUUUAGACUCAAACAGACCAAUUGUUGAAAGUAGCCAAUUUUUCAUAUGUCCAUUUCCCUAUCCUUGCCCCACGGCUCGUCAGUGCACACUUCUACCAGUAAUUUUUCAGAGAAACUGACAGCCCAGUUGUUGUUCGUUCAUGUCGUAGCAAAGUUUGUACUUUUAGUGUCCAGUCGGAUACGUCUCUAUAGGCUAACGUGCAGAAGAGUUUCCAGGGGAUUUAUGUCCAAGUUGCUCGUGGAUUGCAAUUUUCCACGCAUUUGUCUAGCCUGUCGUGCAACCGCGUCCUUCACACACUUGCAUAAUUAAAAUCACAGUUAACAUUUGCACCCACCUUCCACACCUGUUUUCCGAUUUCCCGUAAAUUAGCGUUUAGAAAAUGCGGUCAGGUCCUGCAGUAUGGCGUCUGCUGAGCCCUAAACUACCGAUAAAUGUGCUAUUUAUUCGUAUAAUCCUACUAUGUACAGGUAAUCUUCCAUUACGUUUCUAAAUAGAAGGCUGCCUUUUAUACUGACCAUCCAAGUUGUUAUUAAGAAAAAAGUGUCAAAAAGUGAGCAGUACUUGCUUGCGUUUGGUACGGCUGCGGCGGAGUCAACAAAGCAAAUUAACCUUACUUGCUGGUAGUCAUUGCGGGAUUCAAAAGCGCAUCACAAUGUGAAUGUCUGGUCGAAACAUUUACAUCGGACUUGUUGCCCAACUUGGUUGAGUCUCGUCCUGAAGUCACAUGUACUGUGAAGGCGCUUAAGAACGACAGUGACCUUUGCAACAAUGCCGACAAGGCGCAUGCCGUGGUAGCUUUCUCACCUUGUCUUGUUUCCCUUACUGAAGGUAGGCACGAGCAUACCUAGUCUCAUUCGCCAGGGAUCCCAAAUACCCGUUCGUGUUGUUUUUUUCAGAGUGUAGUUGUCACAACUGCCUCCGUCCAACCCGUCAAAAAUAAAUCUGAGUACCAGGUAGCGCAGUGGUUGCCACUCCGAAGAGCGGUUGAACUUCGUGCUCGACUCUUGAUUGUGUGCUAGCUCUUCGGGCGAAUCCCGGGUUAUGGGUUGUGCCGACGUAUGCAAUGAGAAUGGCUUCAACCAAGCUCUACCGCGUCGCGCAAUAUAAAAUAAGUUGUAAAUACCUCAACGUGCGUGUUGUCGAACUCGCUGCAAGUUUUGGUCACCACUGCUCUCGAAUAGCGUGAGCCGACUCCCGGACUGAGCGCAAAUACGCUUACUAGAUAUUUACACAUCGGCUUUCACCGAGUUCCGUCAUGGCUGCAACCAGUUGACAGCUGCGUGCCCUAUUCUCUUCUCUAAUUUCAUCUAUUGCGAUUCCGUGUGGAAAAUAAUGAAACCAGCCGGCCUGCGGACCGAAACGUCGCAAUCAGAGCCCAUUAUUUCUUCAUUCGUGGUAACGUUCCAGCUUACGGCGUUUAAUCAUAAUUUUUGAAAUUUAACUCCGAUCUUGCGCAGAUCGCGGAUACUUGCCGUUUUUUUAGCACUCGCAACACCUUCAAGUCCGCCAGGAUAUCCAAGCCGCUAUGGGGGUCUUCGUGUACAGGGCAUCUGUCUACUUGUUUCAUCUUUGUGGCUCAGACCGGUCGAAUACAUCUGAACGAUUGAGCCUUUGCCGUUCCUCAUACUGAAAAUAACGGAGUGCCGUUUGGGGUGGAGACCUGAUUCUACACGAUUCAAAAUUUUGAUGGGUUUUCGAACUCGAAGUAUUCCGUUUCUCCUUCAGGAGGGGAAAAUGAUUAAAGCUUUCCAGAUCUGUUGCCGCAUUUUGAGAGAGCGUACAGUCAAUUCUCGCCACUAGCAAGUUCAGCCGCAGUUGCAGCCGUAUCUAGUUAAAUACCUCGCAACUAUACUCUGAGAUACGUCUUUGAAAGUUUUCUUAAAUGUUGGCUUGAAGAAGACGGCAGCAUUUUUAUUCUUUUUUAAUCUAAGCCCUUCAAAUCAUUUAGUGACCUGCACAACUUCCAGUCACUGUCUAAAAAUGUAUUCUCUUCUCCCAGUUAAGGAAAAGACAAAACUUCACACUGGAUGAGGCUGUGGAGGCUGCGAUUAGCUGUCUUUCGCACGUCUUAAGCCUGGAGUUCAAACCAAACGAACUCGAAAUCGGAGUCGUUUCAAAGGAAAACCCAGUUUUCAGGCAAGUUUCGACAACUUCGACACGUAUCAUUAUUUUAGUCGGGGUUGAGACCGUCAACGCGACUCAUUAAACAAUCCAUUGGUUCAUAAUUUUCCUGGCUGUAUAAUUGUAGUACUAUUUUUUGUUCCGCCCGCCAUGCGUCAUUCUCUGGAGCCCCAUAUGAGACCCGUAUUGUGUCCGUCAGUCAGCCGUUUCUUAGUAAUUAUCACACAUUAGGACCAUCGAGACAAAUACUCGUAGUUGCGUAUUUGUCUCCCAUAGUUGCGAGGUACGUUGUUAAACACGGUGACAGUAUCUCCUAAUAUACAUUCCUUCAGAUGCAAAAAUCAAGGGUUCAGUAGGAAACUGUCUUCAUCUCACCGGAGCCUCGCUUCACAAUCUAAGGUGAUAUUAGUGAACUGAGGUGACGAAAGCAGCUUUCUUCAUUGGCAGAAUCAACUUCUCACUAGCCGCUAUGCAGAACCUGCUACCCGAACAUGAAACAAACUCUUCGAUUUAAACAUUGUCGACGGCGCUACAGCCGGCUCCAGCUAUCAUUGCAUACCCUAGCGCCAAACUUCAGCAGGUCCUUUCGGACAACUACCCUUACAGGACGAAUGUGUAAAGCACUGGGAUUUUUAAAUGCGAAAAGACCAUUCAGUAGAAAUAUGAUUUCGGCAUUAUUUGCGGUACGAGUUCUAGCACUUCAGCACUGUUGAGUUACUCGACCAAGUAGCAAAAAGGGGUCACUAAAGUGUCCUAAAUUUGAAUAGUGUUGACCGGACUUCUCAUUACGAUUCACCAGAUUUAACUGAUGUCUUGACUUCUCACAAAUCCUGCAAAAUCGGCGGGUACCCGAGAAGAGUACCAGACCAGUUAGCAGCAGGGAUGUUUUGGAAUGGAAUCGUGAUUCUACCGAUAACGCUUCUCACUUUGCGGAAAAUUACUCAUUUUCCCUACUACAUCGGUUUAUUUUCUGAUUCUGCGAACAAAUUUAGGUCUAAGUCCUACCUUUUACUUUACUUUUGUGCUUUAUACUCUCCUUUUGAACAGCCAAGUUUUUCGUUUCAGGGCCCUGACGGUGGAAGAAAUCGAUACAUGUUUGACUCGAAUGGCUGAGAAGGACUAA